GCUGCGCGCUGUUUCCGGCGCCUCCCCGGUGGCGCCGGGGCCGGGGCCGCGGGCAGGGUGGGAGCGGCGCCUCAAGGGCCGCUUCCUCUUCCCACCUCGGGAGGCUGCAAGGAGAUUCCCCCCUGGCAUGCUGCAAAUUCCAAGGAAGGCAGCACAAUUGAAGACACAGCUGCUGCCAUGGUGAACGAGAAGCACGCUGGCACCCUGCUGGUGCAGCUGGGGCCCAAGCUGCAGGCCCACCCAGAGCAGCUGCUGCGGCGGCGGCGAGGCCACGACGAGCGGCCGGAAUACCUGGUGCGGUGGAGCGUCGUUAGCUCGGAAGAGAGAGCGGCGGGAGGCAGCGGUGCCUCCUCUGGAGACACCAAGGCAGAGAACAUCUCCCUGUGGAUGUCUGCAGAAGAGGUCUGUGCCAGCUGCCCGGCGCUGCUGGCCCAGACGAGGCCGUUGGCCGCGGACAAAGUCCCGCCGGACAAAGCGCCGCUGGACGAAGCCUCGCUGCUGGAGAUGAAGGCCGAUGUCAGGAGCCUGGUGCAGCGAGCCGGGCGCCAGGUGGCCGAGGCCGGGAGCCCCGAGUGCUCCAUCCUGAGCACGGUGCACGUGCUGGGCGCCUACGCCAGCAUCGGCUCCCUGGCGGGCGCCUUCAGGGAGGCGGGAGCCCUGGAGCUGCUGACGGCCAUGCUGUGCCACAGGGAGCGGCGGAUCCGCCGCGGCGCCGGCGAGAUGCUGCGAGCUCUGGGGGCUCACGAUGCAGGAAUCUGGGCCCACGUCCUGCUGUCCCUGAGCCAGCAGGAUGGCAUUGAGCAGCACAUGGACUUUGACAGUCGCUGCACCUUGCUGGAGCUGUUUGCUGAGAUCACAUCCUCUGCAGAGCCCUGCAUGUCCUUCGAGGGGAUUCACCUCCCGCAGAUCCCUGGGAAGCAGCUGUUUGUCCUGGUGAAGCACUACCUGUGUGUGACUUCUCUCCUGGACAAGCUGAGCAGCGGCAUGGAGCAGGGAGAGGAGCAGCAGGGCUGUGCUGUGCCCAGCCCCGUCCCUGAGCAGAGGAGCCGUGUGAAGCAGGAGUUUGAGUUCAGCAUGGCCAUGGCCAACCUCAUCUCGGAGCUGGUGCACGCCAUGGGCUGGAGCCACAGGCACAAGCGGGACCUGCAGCCUCGCCCUGCCCGCUCCAUCUUCCAGCACAAGCCCCCGGCCAGCACUGCUGCCCGAAAGCCUGUGUUGCCUUCAAAUCCUGGUCCUCACAAGAAGCAGGGCUGUACCUUCCUGACUGCAUCAGACUUUGCAGACAGCAGUGACUACACGGAGUACUUGCGGGCACACCUGGUGCGUGGCAUGCGGGUGCGCUUGCUGGAGGACUGUGGUGACAUUAGAGCUGGGGAGGAAGGCGAGUUUCUCCAGAGCACGAAUAACAUGCACACAGUACAGGUUUUACGGCAGUCGACGGGUCGGACCUACUGGGUGCGGUGGCACAUCCUGGAGAUUGUUGGCUUUGGGGACCAGUGGGAAGAUCCUGCUGCUCAGGAAAAGGAAUAUAGUGUGAGAAAGAGCUUCAGUCUAGACACAGGGUCAGGGGCCGUGUGUGUCUGGCUGUGGCUUGGGGCCACGUGUGGGGGACAGGGCUGGGGUGGCCAGCGGUGCAGGCAGCCACAGGAGGCCCAGCUUGGCUCCCCCAGGCACACGUGUGCCCUGGGGCUCCUUCAGGGCCCAGCUCAAGCCUGGCUGAGCCUGGCUUGGGUGCUGGCUGCAGGUGCCCUGCGGCUGAACCAGGCAGCCCUGGCGCAGAGCUGCGGCCGCCAGCUGAGGCUGCUGCCCCAGCAGAGGUACCUGCGGACAGAGAGGGCCGAGGUGAGCGCCCUGGAGAGGAAGAGGAACGUCCUGUGCUGCCUCAUCACCCGCAUCCUCAAGGGGGAGAAGCAGCUGCACAUCGACAACCUGGUGUUCAGGGUGAUCGAUGCGUGUCAGAAGGGAGAGCUGGGCCCAGGGGUGCAGUUCCUGAGCUUCUGCUGCCACAGCGUGGACGUGCUGUCCUGCAUCCUGCACCUGCUGCACCAGGGCUACCUGCGGCGCCAGGAGGGGAGGCCUCACGUCUUGGAAUACAUCUCUGCUGAAUCCACAACACCUCUUGGUGGCCAAGCACAGAUGACUUUCCAGUGCAGGCCAGCCCAAGCAUCUCUGGAGGAGGAUGGCAGAGACAGCCUGCAUUGGCGGGAUCCUGGCACAGACCGGGCGGAGGAAUAUCUCAUGGCAAUGCUGCAGGUGCCAAUGGGGCACACACUCAGUCCAGAGGAGGCAAAGCUGCUCAUGAACCAGACAGUACAGCAGGUCCAGGAUACUCUGAGCAUACCAGAUGAUGUUGCUCGGCACCUCCUCAUGCACUGCAGGUGGAAUGUGGAUUUCCUGAUCCAGUGCUAUGUGGAGAACCGUGAGGGCCUGCUCAUCUCCUCAGGGCUGCAAGUGCAGGAUGUCCAGCCACCCCCAAGCCCUGGAACCCACUGCCCAGUCUGUGUGAACCAGCUGUGUCCCACUGAGAAGCCACCAACCCUUUGCUGCAUGCACUACUGUUGCAAGCCCUGUUGGAGGGAAUAUCUCACAACUCGCAUUGAGCAGAACAUGGUUGUCAACUGCACCUGCCCCAUAUCCGAGUGCCGAGCUCAGCCCACCACAGCCUUCAUCUACUCCAUCGUGUCCUCCGAGGAGAUCAUAGCCAAGUAUGAACAAGCCCUCCUCAGACGCUAUGUUGAGUGUUGCUCCAACCUGACAUGGUGCACCAACCCUCAGGGCUGUGAUCAGAUCCUCCUUAAGGAUGGGCUUGGCUAUGGAGCAGCCUGUUCCAAGUGCUCCUGGAUAUCCUGCUUCAACUGCAACUUCCCAGAGGCCCAUUAUCCUGCCAGCUGCAGCCACAUGUCUCGGUGGGUGGAUGAUGAUGGAUACUAUGAGGGAAUGACAAGUGAAGCCCAAAGCAAACACCUGGCUAAGCUCAUUUCAAAGCACUGCCCAAACUGCCAGGCUCAGAUAGAGAAAAAUGAAGGGUGCCUGCAUAUGACAUGUGCAAAGUGUAAUCAUGGCUUCUGCUGGCGCUGCCUCAAGCCCUGGAGGCCGAAUCACAAGGAUUAUUACAACUGCUCUGCUAUGGUGAGUAAAGCAGCAUGGCAGGAGAAGCGUUUCCAGGAUUACAAUGAGAGAUGCACCUUUCAUCACCAUGCAAGGGAAUUUGCUGUAAGUCUGAGGAACAGCAUUUCUUCCAUCAGAGAAAUGCCAAAAAUUAGGAACUUGACCUUUGUCCUUGAUGCCUGCAAAGUGCUAGAACAGGCACGGAAGGUGCUGGCCUACUCCUGUGUGUACAGCUACUAUAACCAGGACACUGAGAGCAUGGAUAUUGUGGAACAGCAGACUGAGAGCCUGGAGCUGCUCACUAAUGCUCUGCAGAUCCUUCUGGAGGAAACCCUGCUGCAGUACCAGGACCUGGCCACUUCUCUUCAGCUCCUGAAAGCAGAGCACUUCCACACGGGUUUGGAGUUGGUGCGGCAGAUCAAGGAGCGGCUCUUUGCAAUCCUCUGGCACUCCACACAGGAUUUCCAUGUUGGGCUCCAGACUUCAGGAGAUGCUGUUCAGAGAAAGUCGAAACUUGCAAAUGUGCCUGCUUCAGCCAUUGCAUGUACAGGGCAAAAACGAAUCCUCCUGUGUGACUCCCCCAACACAGAUGAAGGUGGCAAGGAGGUUGAAGAUGACGAGUAUGAUCCACAGUGGCAGGAAGACUAUGAUGAUGAUGAUGAUGACCUUGAUGAAGACAACUUUAUGAUUGAUAAUGAUUCAGAUUGUGAUUCUUACUUUGAUGAUAAUGAUAGCUAUCGUAGCUAACACUGGAAGGGUCCUGUCACCUAGCCUUGCCACCUUGGACCUCUGCCUCUACUUUUUCUCAACCAGUUUGUGUUACUGUUUUUCCUCAAAGGCAGGGAGGAGCUCUCAGAUGGAACAAAAUAUUUCCUCUGGGAGGUUUCUUGCUCAGUGACUCUUGAAUGUGCAGGAACAUGCUCUGGGCAGCUGGUCUGUGUUACUGUGGCCAUCUCUCUCAGAAAGACAUCUCCUUGCCUUUUUCUCUUGUCUCCAGUUCUGCCUGUAGGUAUUUAAUUGAGUUAGAAAGCCCACCUGCAAAGUAAGGACCAUUUGCCACCUGCUAAAGGGCUGCUCCUUGUCCUUGGUGUGCUGUCCCCAAGGGCUGGGCACUGGAGAGGGUGGCACAUGUCCCAGCACAGCACUGUCUAGCAAUGCUGUCUAGAAAUGCUGUAAAAAGAUGCAUUUACACUCAAAGCUUCCCAGCUGGAGCUGGUGGAUUCUCUCCAGCCACAGACAGAUGUGGUUCAGUUCCUCUGGUUGAGAGGAGCUGCAUUUUUGCCCUUUGUUGGAGUUUUCUUCUCUGUUAUGAAGCAGGAAGGGCCACUAUGAGUGACACCAGUUUGCAGCAUUGUUUAAGUUUAUAAAUAUAUGCACACACGUAUAUUUUAUAUACAUAUAUAUAUAUAUAUAUAUAUGCAGAGGUUGUUCAGAUAAUAAUGUAUCUUUGCAAAAAAAAAAAGAAAACCCUGAGGAACAAGGGUUGAAAAAAAGUUCUGUUUAAAAAA
Camarhynchus parvulus is the source of this 4616-nucleotide messenger RNA. RefSeq names its product cullin-9-like. Lineage: Eukaryota; Metazoa; Chordata; Aves; Passeriformes; Thraupidae. Gene Ontology annotation, molecular function: zinc ion binding. Bases 178 to 3855 code for a protein of 1225 amino acids. The record is from RefSeq and is a predicted model, not a curated record. The transcript is spliced from 19 exons.